Messenger RNA from Trichechus manatus latirostris (Florida manatee), 2023 nucleotides. It is a transcript of the gene TPST1, whose product is annotated as tyrosylprotein sulfotransferase 1. Gene Ontology annotation, biological process: peptidyl-tyrosine sulfation. Lineage: Eukaryota; Metazoa; Chordata; Mammalia; Sirenia; Trichechidae. The record is from RefSeq and is a predicted model, not a curated record. Gene Ontology annotation, cellular component: Golgi apparatus. The coding region runs from base 324 to 1436 and encodes 370 amino acids. Gene Ontology annotation, molecular function: protein-tyrosine sulfotransferase activity. The transcript has 5 exons.
UGGGGUCUGAGGCGGCGACGGCGGCAGUCGCUGCUGAGGCGGCCGCGGGCGCGGUUGGCGGCGGCGCUGCUUCGCGGAGCCGGCUGGUCUGGCAGUCGCUGGCGCCUGCCAGUGCGAUCGGGCUGCCAGAGCAGGCGGCAUGGCCCCCACCUAGGGCGGUAGACGAAGCGGCUGAGCCCAGGAUGCUGGGGCGGCAGCGCCGCGGCUCCUCACGCAUCCCAGAUGUUGAUCAUCUUUCUGAAGUAAAAUCUCCAUGGCCUGAACAUUUUCUGAAAAUUAUUUUGAGCAAAAUAUCUGUUUAAUAACAAGAUAAGCACAUCAAGAUGGUUGGGAAACUGAAGCAGAACUUACUAUUGGCAUGUCUGGUGAUUAGUUCUGUGACUGUGUUUUACUUGGGCCAGCACGCCAUGGAAUGCCACCACCGAAUAGAGGAACGCAGCCAGCCGGCCAAAUUGGAGAGCACAAGGGCCACUGUACAAACUGCCCUGGAUGUCAAAGCCAAUAAAACCUUUGCCUAUCACAAAGACAUGCCUUUGAUAUUUAUUGGAGGUGUGCCUCGAAGUGGCACGACACUCAUGAGGGCCAUGCUGGAUGCACACCCCGACAUUCGCUGUGGAGAGGAAACCAGAGUCAUCCCCCGGAUCCUGGCCCUGAAGCAGAUGUGGUCGAGGUCCAGUAAAGAGAAGAUCCGCCUGGAUGAGGCUGGUGUUACCGAUGAAGUGCUGGAUUCUGCCAUGCAAGCCUUCUUACUAGAAAUCAUUGUUAAGCAUGGGGAGCCAGCCCCUUAUUUAUGUAACAAAGAUCCUUUUGCCCUGAAAUCCUUAACUUACCUUGCCAGGUUAUUCCCCAAUGCCAAAUUUCUCCUGAUGGUUCGAGAUGGCCGGGCAUCAGUACACUCAAUGAUUUCUCGAAAAGUCACUAUAGCUGGGUUUGACCUAAACAGCUAUAGGGACUGUUUGACCAAGUGGAAUCGUGCCAUAGAGACCAUGUACAGCCAGUGUAUGGAGGUUGGUUAUAAAAAAUGCAUGUUAGUUCACUAUGAACAACUCGUCUUACAUCCUGAGCGGUGGAUGAGAACACUUUUAAAGUUCCUUCAUAUUCCAUGGAACCAGUCAGUACUGCACCAUGAAGAGAUGAUUGGAAAAGCUGGGGGAGUGUCGCUGUCUAAAGUGGAGAGAUCUACAGACCAAGUCAUCAAGCCAGUCAAUGUGGGAGCGCUAUCCAAAUGGGUUGGGAAGAUUCCUCCAGAUGUUUUACAAGACAUGGCAGUGAUUGCACCCAUGCUUGCCAAACUUGGAUAUGACCCAUAUGCCAAUCCACCUAACUAUGGAAAACCCGAUCCCAAAAUCCUUGAAAACACUAGAAGGGUCUUUAAAGGAGAAUUUCAACUACCUGACUUUCUUAAAGAACAGCCCCAGACUGAGCAAGUGGAGUAGCAGUGCCAGGAACUCUGUGAUCACAAGGUGAGGUUGGGGCGUCGCUGGGCCUUCGGCUUGCCUUCUUUGGGCUAUAUGAGGAAGCGGUGUAUCAGGAGUGGAGAGCCCAGCUCCGGGGUCAGCAGCCUGGUUGGAAUCUUGGUGUUGUCUCUUACCAGUCAUGUGGCAUUGAACGAAUUGCUUAACCUUUCAGUGUCUUUGUUUCCUCAUCGGUAAAAUGAAGAUAGUAUUAAUAAGAGAGGGGUGAUGAGAAUUAACGUCUACAAAAAGCCUGGCACAGAAUAAGCACUCAAAAAGAGUUAGUUGUUAUUUUCAUUAUGAAGAGGAAUCUAAAAUGAUUGAGCCACCUGUUUUCUGAUAAGGAAGCUCAUCCUAGAGAGAGCAGCUUAUUUGCCAAAUGCCAGGGUCACAUCACAGAGGUAGGGGACACCCAGGGCUAAAGAACACCAGCUCGUAACUGGAGCUCUCUUCCAUUGCUGGUGGGAAUGCAAAAUGAUGCAGUUGCUGUGGAAAACAGCUUGGCAGUUCUUCAAAAAGUUAAACAUAUAAUUAGCAUAUGACUCAGCAGUUCCACUUCUAGGUAUAUA